AUGAGAAUCGAGAUUUCAGCACCUGAUGACAACCCAGCAAGACCGUCUUAUGGCUUACAAACCAGACCGCUUAGCUCUCGCAAUUCAAACAUUUCUAUCCGAUCGGGCAAAGCACUAGCAGGUUUCAAAGCAACAUUAGAAGAGAGCGAGAAGCGAGCCCAAAAGUCAAACACGAAUUUGGGAAACCUGGUGUUCACGAAUGAGCCAGGACAGAGAUCGAAAUCUACCUUCCUUCAAAGUGGCGCACAACUUUCAGUAUCACCAGGAAGAAAAAGCGCUUUCGGAGGAAAGAGAGUUAGUCCAAAAAACGGGUUCCCGGUUGUCCUCGAAGUCAAAGAGUCACAAGCGCAGAAGCUUAAGAAGAUUCGAUUUCGAAUGCUUUACUGCUCCGGACUACAGUACACGGCAAUUUUUGCUACGUCUAUUUUGAUGAUUCUUCAAGGAGUCAACAUGUAUAUCUCUGAUGACAACAAAAGCGUCAAUGGUGUCGGAUCUAUUGCUAGCGGAAUUAUUCUCAUUAUGAUUCCCUUUUACUGUGGUUAUCUUCUCCUUUCUGCAGACACACAAAACAACCGAGCCCUUCGAAAACAAAAGAAGAAAGAGAACAAAAGUAUCUUCAUCCAGGACAAGCAAUCCGACGAAUCUCUCUGGAGCAAUUUUUCAAUCUAG
Messenger RNA from Oikopleura dioica, 669 nucleotides. Lineage: Eukaryota; Metazoa; Chordata; Appendicularia; Copelata; Oikopleuridae. The record is from the annotation of a GenBank genome assembly.